UGCAACGGGAAAAGUUCGCGCUAUUGCUUGUGAAAAAUACGGAAAACUCAUUUAGAAAAUUCCAUUACAAGAUUUUGUUUUCGGUUUCGGUCUUGUGUUGUGUUGAGCCGUGAUGGAAAGAAAAAUUUAAUAUGUUUGGACUGUUUCGAAAUAAAAGCACGGCAGAAAAUGAAGAAGAAGAAGAAGAGGAAACAGAAGAAGGAAUGAUGGUCUCCAACAAAAAGAGGGGAUCGCAGACUUGCAUCGAAAUCCCACGGACAGAUACCACUUCGAUGUGUCUUCUAGAAAAACCACCAAUCGACAAAAAAGUCAAAAGACACAGUAUCCAUGGGAUGAUGGAAGAAGAAAACGUCAUUCGACCCCAUCAAGAAAUCGCACAACUUACUUUAGAUGAAAAGAAAUUUUUGCUAGCCGUUGAACGGGGAGACGUAGCUUCAACAAGAAGAAUGCUUCAGAGAGCUGAAGAAACAAACUACAUCAACAUCAACUGCGUUGAUCCUCUCGGCAGAAGUGCCUUGUUGAUGGCCAUAGACAACGAAAACUUGGAAAUGGUGGAACUGUUAAUUGAACAUCGCGUGGAGACCAAAGAUGCACUUCUGCAUGCCAUCUCUGAGGAAUUUGUAGAAGCUGUUGAAGUUUUACUCGAACAUGAAGAGACUAUCCAUCGAAAAGGGGAUCCACACAGCUGGGAAGCCCUUCCUCCAGACACCGCUACCUUUACUCCGGAUAUCACGCCUUUGAUCCUUUCCGCCCAUAGGGACAACUACGAAAUUAUCAAGAUCCUUUUGGACAGGGGCGCUACGCUACCCAUGCCGCAUGACGUUAGAUGCGGCUGCGAUGAGUGCGUCACUUCUCGGCAAGAGGACUCUUUGCGGCACUCAAGGAGUAGGAUCAACGCGUAUAGAGCCUUAGCUUCCCCGUCCCUCAUAGCUCUAUCUUCCAAAGAUCCUAUAUUGACUGCGUUUGAAUUGUCGUGGGAGCUACGCAGACUGAGUUUUAUGGAACACGAAUUUAAAAGUGAGUACCAGGAGUUGAGAAAGCAGUGCCAGGAUUUUGCAACUGCUCUUCUAGAUCAUACACGAAGUUCGUAUGAACUGGAAGUUCUUUUGAAUCAUGAUCCAACUGGACCAGCCUUCGAACAUGGCGAUAGAAUGCACUUAAAUAGACUGAAGUUAGCUAUUAAAUUAAGACAGAAAAAGUUCGUCGCCCAUUCGAACGUCCAGCAGCUCCUCGCCUCGUUAUGGUAUGAAGGAUUGCCAGGAUUCCGUCGUAAAAAUAUGGUCCUUCAGGCAUUAGAAAUUGUUCGCAUAGGGAUUCUGUUUCCGGUUUUCUCGAUGGCGUACAUCGUCGCGCCACAUUCGGUUGUCGGCCAGACCAUGCGGAAGCCGUUCAUCAAGUUCAUAUGCCACUCGGCCUCAUACUUCCUCUUUCUUUUUAUGUUGAUUCUGGCAUCACAGAGACAGUUUCUGCAGUCGUUUUUUGGUGUUCCUGUUCCAGAAGAAGUAUUAUUCACACAACGUGGUGCUAAACCGUCCUUAGUAGAAUGGAUUAUUCUUUCCUACGUUAGUGGUCUGAUAUGGAGCGAAAUAAAACAACUUUGGGAUGUAGGCCUAGAGGAAUACGUCAGAGAUAUGUGGAACGUGAUAGACUUCAUUACGAAUUCGUUAUACGUAGCAACAGUAGCCUUAAGGAUUGUCUCUAUAUAUCAGGUAAAACUGUAUCCGGAGGCAUCGAAAAUAAGGAGGGAGGAUUGGGACGCAUGGGAUCCGAUGCUGAUCUCUGAGGGAUUGUUUUCGGCAGCAAAUAUAUUUAGCUCUCUUAAACUGGUGUACAUAUUCUCGGUGAAUCCACACUUAGGACCAUUACAGGUUUCUUUAUCUCGGAUGGUAAUGGAUAUUAUGAAGUUCUUCUUCCUGUAUGUUUUAGUGCUCUUUGCCUUUUCCUGUGGUCUUAAUCAGUUAUUGUGGUACUAUGCAGAUUCAGAGAAGCUAAGAUGUCCUCAAGAAUCGGGUGAUAAACAUGGCCAUAACCUGACAGAAACUGACUCCAAUGCUUGCUCCAUAUGGAGGAGGUUUUCCAAUCUCUUCGAAACUAGCCAAACCCUAUUCUGGGCAGUAUUUGGUCUAAUCGACUUGGAGAGCUUCGAACUCAACGAAAUAAAGAUAUUCACCAGGUUUUGGGGAAUGUUGAUGUUUGGCACCUAUUCCGUCAUUAACAUUGUCGUCUUGCUGAAUCUACUGAUAGCCAUGAUGAAUCAUUCAUAUCAACUCAUAUCGGAACGAGCAGACACAGAAUGGAAAUUUGCCCGCAGCAAGCUCUGGAUCAGCUACUUCGAAGAAGGUGGUACUGUUCCUGUUCCUUUCAACAUUAUUCCAACUCCCAAAAGCGUUUGGUAUGUCAUUUGCUGGAUUAGAAAAAAGUUCUGUGGGCGAUCUAGGGCAGCGAAAAAGGAGCAUAUGAGAACUAUAAGGAGAAAAGUAAAGCAAGCAAACGAGCGAGACUUCAGAUACCAGGGUAUUAUGCGAAAUCUAGUACGAAGAUAUGUGACGGUUGAACAAAGGAAGGCGGAAAACCAGGGCGUCACGGAGGACGAUGUCAACGAGAUAAAACAGGACAUAUCUGCCUUUCGUUUCGAGCUCAUUGAAAUUCUGAAAAAUUCUGGAAUGAAUACGUCGACGGCGCAUAAUGUUAUGGGAACUGGAGGUAAGAAGAACCGGCAGAAGGAACGUCGCCUUAUGAAGGGCUUUAACAUAGCCCCUCAACCUUCAACCACUGGCUCUCUUCCUCCGGUAGCCGAAUUCAUAGCGUCGCUUCAACAACACCACCAAGGUGAUACCCAUCACCACGACUUCUUUGGAUCAACCUUAUCAGGAAUCUUCACUCCAACUCCGAGAAAGUUACAUCUUCACGGCAGUACCGUUUCUUCCUCUCAAGGGAGUAUCAAUGAAGGCAAUGGCAAUCACCAUAAGAGGCUAAAUUUAAAACGAAGUCAGUUGCACAAAAGACGCUGGGGCACACUGAUCGAAGCAGCUAAAUCUGGUAAAGUGUCUCGACUUAUCGGCAGGUCCCGUUCUGAAGAUUCUGUGUGCAAUAGUUGUCCAGAUAAUGGCACAACUCUUUCGCACAGUCAAAGUAAUAGCCCUGCGUCUGACGACAACAGGUCCGCUAGCUUUUCGGAUUCGAAUCCAAGUUUGGACGUUCCGGAUCGGCCUGACAAAGAGUUACACGGGAUCGCACAGGGUUUGGCGUUACUAAAGAAGAAGAGAAAGAAAUUCUCGGCUUCACGAAAUUCGAGUCCAAUAGUGCCUCCAACCACUCCUGCUGAACAUAGCCACCACCAUCGAAAAAUGCCACCGAAGAAGUUCCAACAGGUCUUGAAACGUGCCUCCAGCGUCCCUACAAGAGUUCCAGAUGCCGUUCAAUCGGCGCGUCAUGAAGACACCCAAUCGCAGCAAGACUCCAUGGAGAUCCCAACCACGGUACCGUCCACCUUAACCCCAUCAACCACUGAGGAAAGCGUGACCACAGUGGGUCCUUCUAUCCCACCCAGCGGAACUUCACGAGAACCGUUGAUCUUCAAUUCUUCCUCCAGUAAUCCCACAGGGUCUUCACAAACUCCGGACGAAGAGUACAACAGACCUUCCGGAACUCAUAAUCAUAUUAGUCCAAAGUUGGCUGGAAUCAUACCUUUAAGUGGACAUAUCGGACCAUCGGCUGGGUGGUUGUAGUAAAUUUUAUAUAGUCAGACCUUUACUUCCGAUGUCAUUGAUGCUAUAACAAGCAGCUGUACAAAUGGAUGGACGCAAACGGCUCAGUGGGUGGCAAUACAAAAAAGUAGCCGAAGAGAAGAAAAAAAAAUUGACAGAAGUUGUAAAUAAAACUGCGAAGCUUGAUACAUUUUUUACAAGAAGUAACCUACCAGUGCCACCAGAACCAGUGCUUUUAGAAAGUGUCAAAGAAUUUUGUGAAGUAGAACUAGAAGUAUGUUCCAUAUUAACGCCUUCAGCUUCAACAGCUUCAGCAUCAGUGCCUUCAGCUUUAACAUCAACCCCUCCAGCUUCAGCAUCAGCCCCUGAAUAUCACGGAAUAUCACGGUUGUAGAAAAUGGUUUCGUAAUUAACGGAGUUUUGUCAAAUAGUUUAUUUUAAUUAAUAAAACGCAAUUUUAGGACAUAGUUUCUUGUUUUCAUCAUGAGAGGUACUAAAACCAUUACAAUAUCAAGAGACAGUUGAGCGCUGGAAAAUGUCCCAAAAUGCGUUAUUUUGCCUCUAAAUUUCAAUUUUUUUCGGGGGGGGGCCCCGGACCCCCCCCCCCCCGGUGUUGCACCCCCGCUAGGGCGGCAGGCAGACCUCUGGCCCAUGGGCGGCAAAAGUGUUAAUCCGGCCCUGUUGCUAGUAAAAAUUAAUAGAAAAUUGUUAUAUUCCUAUUACUUGUUCUGUAACCUCAUAUACAGUUAUUAUAUCAGUAUAUAACCUAAAUUUAUAUAUAGAUACAGACCAGUGUGUAUUGUACAUAAAAUGUGAGAUUUUGGCACAAAAAUGCUUAACAGUAUUGUCAUAAAAUUAAAAACACUAUUAAUAUGUUGA
This is a messenger RNA of Diabrotica virgifera virgifera (western corn rootworm), 4586 nucleotides long. It is a transcript of the gene Trpgamma, whose product is annotated as transient receptor potential-gamma protein. Gene Ontology annotation, molecular function: store-operated calcium channel activity; protein binding; inositol 1,4,5 trisphosphate binding. The coding region runs from base 132 to 3728 and encodes 1198 amino acids. The record is from RefSeq and is a predicted model, not a curated record. Gene Ontology annotation, cellular component: cation channel complex; membrane. The transcript has 22 exons. NCBI's taxonomy places the organism in Eukaryota, Metazoa, Arthropoda, Insecta, Coleoptera, Chrysomelidae. Gene Ontology annotation, biological process: regulation of cytosolic calcium ion concentration; calcium ion transmembrane transport; manganese ion transport.